GUAUUGUCUGUUCUGCACACACUAACACACCCACCUCUCCAGCACUUCAGCAGCUCUCCGCCCGUCUGCUGGGGUGUCUGCAGCCGCUGAGACAAACACGAUGGAGAAAACGAGCGAUCUGAAAAUGUUCCUGGAGUCAUCUCUCAAUCGGAUUUUUCAAGCAACUGUGAACGACAUCCUGGACUCGGUUGAGCGGACCCUCUCUGAGUACCAGGGGACAAUCCAGACGAUCCAGACCGAGAACGAAGGCCUGAGGCGGCUGCUAUUUGCACAGAGGAGCGCAGAGUCUGACCCCAGAUCGCCACUGUGCUCAGAUAGAUGUGAGGAAGAUGCCACUGAAUGGUUUUCUGCCUCAGAUUGGAAUAAUCAUCCUAUUAGCUCCACCCACACUAUGUUCAAGGUGUCCAUAUGCAGCAGUGACAAGAAAGGUUUCAGGAAAAAGAUUGAGAGCAAGCUGAAGGAGAGUGCAUCCCCUGCUCUACAGACAGAUCAAAUAGAAGAACAGUCAUCUGUGAGCAAGUCCAGUGGAAUCUCAGUUUUUGUGAAAACAGAGCCUGAUUUGGAAGAAAGUGGUGCCAUCGACCUCUCCCAGCCAUCUCUGAAUCAGAUGGUGAAGCUGGUGAAGAAUGAGAGCUUAGAGGUUACUGGUGAUACAUUCACAGAUGGCUACACACAGGAGGGACAUUUCAUCAAGAUCAAGGAAGAGGAGGAGGCUGAAGAACUGCCAGGAAGCAAAGGUGAUAGUUUAUCUCAGCCAGAGUUGAGGAAUGAACUGAAAUAUCAAGAAGCAGAGUUGUAUCAAAGGUGGUUGGAGGGAGCAAGCAUGCAGGAUGUAGAGCAGGGAGAAGGAACAUUAGAGCAAAAUGAUUCACCCAUUGCUGCAGAAGGAGAGACCCAAGAACAAAGCAUCAGCGUUUUACGCUGUCCAACCUGUCCAAAGACAUUUAGCAAAGCAGCUUUGCUCAAUAUUCACAUCAAAACUCACAGCGAAAGUAAAGACCACAGCUGCAGCAUUUGUGGGAAACACUUCAGGCGGGCUGAUCUCCUCGUAUCCCACAGGCGCACACACAGUGGAGAAAGACCGUUCGGCUGCGACAUCUGCAGCAAGACGUACGCCCAUCCCAGCCAGCUCAGGGUGCACAGGCGUGUCCACACCGGAGAGAGGCCCUAUGCCUGCUCACACUGCGGGAAGCGUUUCAACGAGAACAACCAGCUCAAGGUCCACUUGCGCACUCACACCGGGGAAAAGCCAUACGGCUGCCGGCAGUGCGGCAAAACAUUCAGAAACGCUGGAAACCUUCGGAUGCACGAGAGGAUUCACACCGGCGAGCGGCCUUAUUGCUGUGCUCAGUGUGGCAAGAGGUUCAGUAGCCUCGGCGACCUCAAAACGCAUUACAGGAUCCACACUGGGGAGAGGCCAUAUGGCUGUGAGCUGUGCAGGAAGACCUUCAGCCAGGCCGGACACCUCAAGAUCCACAUGCGGAUGCACACUGGAGAAAGGCCUUAUGGCUGCGACGAGUGCGGCAAGAAAUUCACAGUGGCCAGCAGCCUGAAGCUGCACCUGAGGACUCACACGGGGGAGAAGGAGUAUAGCUGCACAUACUGCAGAAAAAGCUUCAGCAGGUCCUGUCAUCUGAAGAGACACGAGCUGGUGCACACCAAGCAGAAGGUCUUCUUCUGCAGUCAGUGUGGGAAGACAUACACUGAUAAUUCCUCCUUGAAAAAGCACCUCAAGAUUCACGCGUCGCAGGAAGAAACCCUGCAGAGAAAUCCAGCUGAAGUUUCUGCAUUUGAGACGCUUUCAGACGUGACAGGAACUUAAAACAGUUGACCCAAAGUCUGUGAAGAAGAGAUAUGAUUCUUUUUAAACAACAGUAAAGUAUACACUGUUGUAGUUAGCUGUAAAUCAAUGUGAGCGUUUAGCAUAAUAUAUUAUCAUAUAAUAUAGAAAAGCUGCUGCUUUUUCUUAGUCUUCCUUCUUGUAGCACACCCUGAGAGACGAGGAGACCAAAUGGGACAUUUAAAAAACAUUUAUUAAAUCUUCAAAGCAUUUAAUGAAAGAAAUGACCAAAUGCUUUUGAAAUAUUUACACCUUUGAUGUAAGUAACUUGAUUAUCAGCUUUAUGGUCUCAUACAAUAAAAUUGUGAGGGUUGUUUAAUGAUUCUGUUGUAAGCUUUACUGGAAAUGUUUAAUAUUAAUCCUUAAAUCUGUUCUGAGUUCUGCUGAUUCCAUUAACCGUGGAGCUGCUGGAACAUGUUUUUAGUGUCUUUCCUGUGGUACCAGAAACAGUGGCCCUCUCUACAAAUGGGGAUUUUAUUAGUAGAGGGCUUCUGUUUGUUGUAGUAAAUGUACACAUAUAUAGUAAUGUGCAUGAUGUAUUGGAUCUGUUGACUUUCAUUGUGUUUGUUGUCUUAAUUAAAGAGAUUAACCCAAAUAA
Messenger RNA from Girardinichthys multiradiatus, 2438 nucleotides. RefSeq names its product zinc finger protein ZFP2. Gene Ontology annotation, cellular component: nucleus. The record is from RefSeq and is a predicted model, not a curated record. Lineage: Eukaryota; Metazoa; Chordata; Actinopteri; Cyprinodontiformes; Goodeidae. Gene Ontology annotation, biological process: regulation of transcription by RNA polymerase II. Gene Ontology annotation, molecular function: DNA-binding transcription factor activity, RNA polymerase II-specific; RNA polymerase II transcription regulatory region sequence-specific DNA binding. The transcript is spliced from 2 exons. Bases 101 to 1822 code for a protein of 573 amino acids.